AUGGUGCUGCAAGUGCCUUGGUUGCCGGGCCCGGCGGCGCUGCAAGCGCCGGUGGCUGCGGAGCUCAGAGGCAAUGGCCGGCCUUGCAACCUCACAGGGUUUCAUGCGGCGAGCACAUCGCUUCGCCUGGGCUUAGGUGUGGGCCUGGGCUUGGUGCGAAGGGCGAAGGCGCGCUACGCGCCGCAGCCCAAGCUAGAUCCUGAGCUGAUGGGCCUCGCCAUGCUGAACCAGGAGAGCGAGGAUGAGGAGUUCCAGCCGGAGCCGACUGAAAGUCCCCGGGAUGACGAUGAUGAGUCCUGGGUCUUCUGGGACGAGCAGCGGAACCCCACGAUGGGCUCCGGCGGGUUGCCCCGGCAGAAGACGGCGGCGCCGCUGCCUGAGCCCCUGCCCUCGCUGACGCCUCCAGAGCCCGGUGCCGGGGAUGACACAGAGGAUCAGGAGCGGACCUUUCAGAAGGCCUACGGCGCCCAGCCGGUGAUCAUGGACACUGACGGCCGGCCUUUGAAGGUGCCGCAGUAUUCCAGCUUCGAGGAGGCGGUUCGGGAGUUUCAGUACCCUGCCUUCCUGCAGGCCGGGCUUGCACGGAAGGGCUUCUACUUCCUCACGCCGGUGCAGCAGUGUGCGCUGCCCCUCAUGCGAGGCCCAGGGGCCCAUGAGUUGGUUCUGAUGGGCUGCCACAACCCGCAGGUGUGA
This is a messenger RNA of Effrenium voratum, 693 nucleotides long. NCBI's taxonomy places the organism in Eukaryota, Dinophyceae, Suessiales, Symbiodiniaceae. The record is from the annotation of a GenBank genome assembly.